Exophiala bonariae is the source of this 1242-nucleotide messenger RNA. RefSeq lists its product as uncharacterized. Bases 1 to 1242 code for a protein of 413 amino acids. The transcript is spliced from 2 exons. Gene Ontology annotation, biological process: peptidyl-serine phosphorylation; intracellular signal transduction; protein autophosphorylation. Gene Ontology annotation, cellular component: nucleus; cytoplasm. Gene Ontology annotation, molecular function: calcium-dependent protein serine/threonine kinase activity; ATP binding; calmodulin binding. The record is from RefSeq and is a predicted model, not a curated record. Lineage: Eukaryota; Fungi; Ascomycota; Eurotiomycetes; Chaetothyriales; Herpotrichiellaceae.
AUGCUUCUAACACCACCCUCGUCUCCUCAACUGACGACUUGUCUUGGACCAGAAGACAAACUUGGGUGUUUGUUGAACGACACUUAUAGACUUGUCUCUAUCCUUGGAUGUGGCGCCUAUGGAGUGGUCUACCAGGCCAUCGACAUUAAAACCAAUAUCCCUUAUGCCGUGAAGGCUCUUCCCAAAACCGGACUGGAUGCCAGACAACGACGGUUUCAAAAGCGAGAGAUCGCUCUUCACCAUCUCGCAAGCGGUCAUCCCAAUGUUGUUAAGCUGGAGCGCAUUCUUGACAGCCCAGAUUGCACAUACGUUGUGAUUGAAUUCUGUCCCGAGGGCGACCUUUUUUCCAACAUCACCGAACAGGGCCGUUUUAUGGGCGACGACUUGCUAGCCCAGCAUGCCUUUUUGCAAUUGUUGGAUGCCGUCCAGUACUGCCACUCCCAAGGGAUCUAUCAUCGUGACUUGAAGCCCGAGAACAUUCUUGUCACCAAUCACGGUUCCACUGUCAAACUGGCCGAUUUUGGACUCGCUACCAUGGAUUGCGUCACAUCUGACUUCGGGUGUGGUUCGACCUUCUACAUGUCUCCAGAAUGUCAACAACCACCGACCAGGUCCUAUGCUCGUUACGCUUCUGCGCCUAACGAUGUCUGGAGUCUCGGCGUUAUCUUGGUUAACCUGACUUGUGGCCGUAACCCAUGGAAGAAGGCUUCACCUGAGGAUUCCACGUUCCGCGCGUUCUUGAAGGACCCCAUGUUCUUGAGCUCGAUCUUGCCCAUCUCUCCCGAGUUGAAUAUGAUCUUGCGACGCAUCUUCGAAUGUGACCCUCAGAAGAGAAUUUCUCUCCAGGAACUUCGGGAGGCCAUUAUCAACUGCCCCAGGUUGACCAUGCCGUCUUACAACACCUUGCCGCCGUCCCCUCCUCAAUCUCCAACAUACUACGUGGAUCCCAUGGAUUGUGCCAACGUGGUCCUUCCUCCAUCCCCACCCGCCUCUCCAUGCCCACGGCAACCCUUCCACGCUCAACCAUCGGAUUAUUCCUUGUUCGAACCCGCUUCGAAACAAGGUUCUUCCUGCUCCUCACUGUCCACGGAUUCUGGUUACGAGUCUGAGGCGUUCUAUGCCGACGCUGGCCAUCGUCUGCAACCCAUUUUCAACUUCUACGGCAACGUUAUUCCCCUGAAUGAUCAUGAAAAGCAAUAUUAUUUGCCACCCAAUUUUGUUCCCACUGUUACCGCAUAUUAA